Molecule: messenger RNA, 1140 nt
Organism: Quercus lobata
Lineage: Eukaryota; Viridiplantae; Streptophyta; Magnoliopsida; Fagales; Fagaceae
Exons: 1
Coding region: 1-1140 (379 amino acids)
Source: RefSeq, a predicted model, not a curated record
AUGGCAGACGAUGUUACGAGUAUUUUGGAGAAGAUGAAGUUGACUUCAGAGGAGGAAGAGGUCAUCGAGAUUCCAGAGGAAGGGCGCAAAGAAGGGAUGGAGAGUUGUGCACUUAGUUUGAUUGGAAAGUUUCUCACUUGUCGGUCGUUUAAUAGGAAGGCAGCCAUAACUACGUUGAAAAGAGCAUGGGGUUUGGAGGAAGGUUUGCAGAUGAUAGAAGUGGGAACAAAUCUUUUUCAACUCAAGUUUCAAACUGAGUUUGAGAUGGAUCGGGUGUUUAAGGGAGGGCCGUGGUCCUUUGAUAAUCAGGUUUUGUUGUUGACUCGUUGGAAAGCGGGGAUGAUGGCAAAUAAUGUUAGGUUUGAUUCAGUUGCUCUUUGGGUGCAAAUUUGGGGCACCCCGUUUGAUUUGGUGUCGCCUAAAAUUGUAGAAAUUGUGGGAAGUAGAUUAGGUUCAGUGGUAGAGGUUGAGAAAAAACAGAGGGUUGAGGGACAGAGUUACUUUAUGAGAGUCAAGGUUGCUAUUCCAAUAGCAAAACCAAUCCGGCGAGGGGCUUUCUUGGCUGGUUCUGAUGGCAAGAGUCACUGGGUCACGUUCAAAUAUGAGCGCCUCCCUUUGUUUUGUCACUUUUGUGGUUUGCUCGGCCAUGACUUAAGGCAUUGUGCUCUCUAUUUCGCAGCAACCAAGAACGAUGAGGAGGUUUUUUGUCAAUAUGGGGACUGGCUUAAGGCCAUGGGAAAUCGGACUAGAUCUCCUUCUCGUAGGAUAAACGACAGGGAAGAGGUUAGAGUGGAGGUGGACCGACGAAAGGAAAGGUCUUGGCAAGUCAGUCCGGCUGUAGUCACUGGAAACAGCGAAGAGGCAGUCCAUUGUCAGGUACAAGUUUCGGUGGCUGCUUCCAUGCAGACGACGGCUGAAAACCCUAAGGAAGUUGAUGAAGUGGACACCGAGAAAUCAGGACUAGCUACGGAUUCCAUGCAAGCUGAUAUCGUAUUGGAUGCAAAACGUGCUGACGUGGAGGAGCAUAAGUCUGGGGCAGUAAUUUUAAACCUGGAUAUUCAGCUAACAUACAAUAGCAUGCCUAAUUUAAAUACGUGGACUGAGAAUGAAGUUAAAAGUGCUACUAUGAAUGAGGAGUAA